Molecule: messenger RNA, 904 nt
Organism: Fulmarus glacialis (Northern fulmar)
Lineage: Eukaryota; Metazoa; Chordata; Aves; Procellariiformes; Procellariidae
Gene: PHF7
Product: PHD finger protein 7
Exons: 8
Cellular component (GO): nucleus
Source: RefSeq, a predicted model, not a curated record
AUGAAGCGCAAGGCCCCUGAUGCAAGGGAGAAUGGUGAGACCAAAGUGACCCCACACAUCCCUGUGGCCCACGACCAAGCAAAGGCGUGCGUGCUGUGUGGCCGGGCAGACACUGAUCCAGAUAUUUAUGGGGAGAAGAGCCAGGAUAAUGGUGUCUGCACCCAUGAGAAUUGCCUGUAUCUGGCCAACAGGCUUUUCUUGAGGCGGGCAAGGAACAACGAAGUCCACAACAUCCACCCUGAGGACGUCCGACGGGUGGUGAAGCAGGCCUCUAGGAAGAUCUGCUAUGUCUGUGGCGAGAGGGGGGCCACCAUUACCUGCCAGGGGAAGAAGUGCAAGUGCAGCUUCCAUUUCCCCUGCGGCCGUGAAAAUGGAUGCAUCUCCCAGUUCUUUGGGCAGUACAGGUCCUUCUGCCAGGAGCACAGGCCAGCACAAACAGUGCAGGCGCACCAGGACAGCCAAACCUCAUGUGUCAUUUGCCUGGAGCGUGUGGAGGAGAAGCUAUCCUACCAGACUAUGGUGUGCCCCAACUGCAGGCAGGCAUGGUUCCAUCGGGGCUGCAUCCAGCAACAGGCUUUUCAUGCUGGGCUGCUUUGCUUCCAGUGCCCCCAGUGUAAUGACAGGGAGAAAUUCCUGCCAGAAAUGUCUUCCCUGGGGAUCCAGGUCCCAGCCAGACAACCAGCAUGGGAGGCUGGUGCUGGCUUUACAGAAAUGUACCAGAGGCACAGCCAAUGCGAUGCCAGCCUGUGCCUCUAUGCCCAAGGCAGGGAGCAGGCAGAAGAAGAGGGAUGGUACCUGCUCCUGUGCUGCUCCUGUGCUGCCAAGGGCACCCACCGAUGCUGCUCAGACUUGAAGGACAGCACAGCCACAUGGGAGUGUGAGGACUGUGCUAGCGUGAGCACUG